UUGGUGAAGUAGGUCUAGUAGGGGUUGUGGAACAAGGCCAGGCGGUGUACGUGGCCGACACAGCGGCCACGUGCUCCAUGUUCCGAUGUGCAGACAACUUUGUGAACUACUGUGAGCGUAGCGGUUGGGUGAAGGGGAUCGGAGGCGACAAGGCCCCCGUUCCUCUACUAGGAUACGGAGAUGUGACCUUAGUCCUACAGACGGAAGAUGGUGGAGUACCCGUACCAGUACUGAAUGCUGCCCAAGUACGAGAGGCCCCCUACAACCUCCUCUCGCUGUCUUCGUUGGCGGAGGAGGGCCACACGUAUUCGGGGAUGAAGGGGGGCCUCACGCUGACCACGAAAGCGGGGGGGGAGGUGUGGUUCCCCCGGACUGGAAAGCUACUGACCCAACGAGGCUAUCAAAUAAAGCCAACGCUACACACCGCCUGUGCCGCACUCAUUGUUCCUGGCGAUGCGAAAGAAGCCACCCCCACUUAUCUCAACGAGUACCACCUCGCGAACGGCCAUGCCCACGAGACAAUGCUCAGGAUCACGGCGGAGCAGCAGGGAGUGCAGCUGACGGAUGGACCGCUGCUACCCUGUCUUGGCUGUUCGAUGUCCAAGGGACAGGUGAAACCUGUUCAGAAGAGCACGAGCACACGCGCAGUUAUAAGGAUAUUUCACGUGUAUCUCGACUUGGGAAGAAAUAUGAAAACCAGGAGCAUUGGUGGCAGCUGGUACACACUGAUCAUCAGAGACGAUUUCUCCCGUUGGACGCGUGAUUUCUUCUUGAAGCACAAGUCUGACGCAGCGGUUGGGUUUGAGAAGUUCCUGGCGGACUACCGAACGAAAGGGGCUCCGUGUGAGGUUCAUAUCGCACGUACCGACGGUGGCGGCGAGUUCCAGGGGCAGUUUGCGGAAGUUUGCCGCAGACACGGCAUCAAACAAGAGUUCACCCCUCCUCACACCCAAAAAUACAACGGUGUAGCGGAGAGAGCGCUAGGGUUGAUCACUGAUGCAGCGCUUGCGUCACGCAUCCAAGCGACGCAACUGUUCCCCGACGCACCGAACCACCCCGGGUUGUGGGCCGAGGCCAUUUCGUGUGCAUGCCAUCAGCUGAACUGCACCGCCACAAAAUCAAACGAGGGAGACAACUCCGCCUACGAGAUGUUCCACGACUCCUCACCGCCUGUCGGGUUUACAUACCCGUUUCUCAAACCAGCCGUGUUCAAGUCGAGAAGAAAAGCAAAGUCGCAACCCAAGGGCGAAAAAGGAUGGUACCUUGAUCCUGCCCACAAUCACCCCCGUGACUGCGUUCGCAUGCUAACCGAAGCUGGAACCCACGCGGAAGCAGACCCGGGAGAUGCAAGCUGCCGGGGAGAUGCCGGGGCCCGGAGAACACCGGACCCUGAAGAGGCACUGCUGACGACCAUCCAGGAAACUGGUGGGACGAGGAUUGUUAAGGACUACAUCUGCAGCUCGCUUGUGAAGGAGCAGUGGGACGAGGAGCAGACACGCCGAGUGGAGGAGAUGUACA
This is a messenger RNA of Ectocarpus sp. CCAP 1310/34, 1518 nucleotides long. NCBI's taxonomy places the organism in Eukaryota, Phaeophyceae, Ectocarpales, Ectocarpaceae. The record is from the annotation of a GenBank genome assembly.